CUAAUCCUAACCAAUCAUGCUUUAGUUUUAUUUUUUAAGUUAAAGUCUACAGCAAAAUUUUAUAAUUUUUUGCCAAUCAAAUUGUAGCUUUAUUUUUUCAAGAUACAGCAAAAAUUAAAAACUUUAACUUUUCUAUUUGUUUUAGACAAAAAUCCUACAUCCUUAUUAUUUAGGCUGUAGAAAAAAUAAACUCAUAACUGAAAAAAAAAACCACGUUUUAUUUUUCCAUCAACAUACGAGGUACAUGUAUAUAUUCAAAUCUUUAGUAUAUUCAAAUCAUGAUAAUCCUUGAUCAUAAACUAAUAAUUUAAAGUUAGAUAAACUUAAAAACAUAAAUUAUCAACUAAAAACAAAAAGGAAAAAUCAAUAGAUAACUUAAGCAAGGAAAAUCCUAACGUAACACUUGUUUUAUAAAUACCUAGCUUUUCUUCUUCAAAGCAUUAAGUCUAGAGAACUAAAUUUUCAAAUACGUUUUCCAAAUCACGCGAGAAAGAAGAACAAGUUGGAGCUAAACCUGUCCAUCGGUAAGACUAUGAAAAUGCACAAAUAGUCGAUUCUCGGCAAUACAUGGAAGGCUUUCGAGAUGAGAUUGCAAUGAAUUUAUAGAAUUCUCGUAGAUAAUAUUUAUUAUUAUUUAGAUGGUGGUUUUUCUUUGACUAUUUUUUAUUUUAUUUUAGAUGAUUUUCUUUAUUUUGGAUAGAUUUUAUAAAUUCUUAUAUUUUUAAAUUAACAGAAAAGUUUUUUUUACAGCUACAACACAUUUUAUCCAAUCAUGUUUUAUUUUACAAAAGUACAGCCAAUAAUUUACAGGUACAGUUAUCAUAACUACAGCAAAAAUCUCUGCAGAAAAAUAUACUUUAGUAAAUGUACAGCUACAGCCAAUACAUUUACAGUACAAAUUCUACAGUAAAUUUUUUACAAUACAGUCUAACCAAUCACCCCCUAUAUAUGGUAUAAUAUCUUAUCAUAUGUUAUAAUUUCUAUCUAUUCAUUUGACCACCACAGUGUGGGUUGACUAAAAUGUUGUAUAUAAUAGUAUUUGUAUGGGAGAUAAUUUGGCAAAAAAAAAAAACAUAUAUUACAUACAUCGUAAAGAAGGUUAUACAUAGAUAAAUAAAGUCUCUCCCCAUGUCCAAUCAAUUAGUCUCUUCUUGUAUGGCUUUGAUGGUUCUCUUCUCAGUGUUGUUGAUCAUUCCUAAAACUGAGGCACAGCAGAGAUGCACAAAAGUGAUAGCGCCCGAGACACAAUGUUUGUUGUUAAAUUGUAGGGAAGAGUGUUUCAAGACGUUGAAUGGAUUCGGAACUUGCGUUGAGAAUCCACCAGGCUCUGAUAAUUAUACAUGUAAUUGUAUGUACAAUUGUCCGAAACCACCACCAGCAGCAAUCGACCAUGUUAAAUGACAAAUUUUGAAUAUACUGUAUGUUACUAUGGAUAAUAAUAUUUACAAUUUACAAAAA
Messenger RNA from Brassica napus (rape), 1458 nucleotides. RefSeq names its product putative defensin-like protein 165. The transcript is spliced from 2 exons. NCBI's taxonomy places the organism in Eukaryota, Viridiplantae, Streptophyta, Magnoliopsida, Brassicales, Brassicaceae. Bases 1129 to 1401 code for a protein of 90 amino acids. The record is from RefSeq and is a predicted model, not a curated record.